Orycteropus afer afer is the source of this 513-nucleotide messenger RNA. It is a transcript of the gene HSPB7, whose product is annotated as heat shock protein family B (small) member 7. NCBI's taxonomy places the organism in Eukaryota, Metazoa, Chordata, Mammalia, Tubulidentata, Orycteropodidae. Bases 1 to 513 code for a protein of 170 amino acids. Gene Ontology annotation, biological process: heart development. The record is from RefSeq and is a predicted model, not a curated record. The transcript has 3 exons. Gene Ontology annotation, cellular component: nucleus; cytoplasm.
AUGAGUCACAGGACCUCCUCCACCUUCAGAGCGGAGAGAAGCUUCCAUUCCUCCUCCUCCUCCUCUUCCUCCUCUUCUUCCUCCUCAGCCACCCGAGCCCUCCCUGCCCAAGACCCACCCAUGGAGAAGGCCCUGGGCAUGUUCUCUGAGGAUUUUGGCAGCUUCAUGCGGCCCCACUCGGAGCCCCUGGCCUUCCCAGCCCGUCCAGGGGGGCCGGGCAACAUCAAGACCCUCGGAGACGCCUAUGAGUUUGCAGUAGACGUGAGUGAUUUCUCACCGGAAGACAUCAUUGUCACCACCUCCAACAACCACAUUGAAGUGCGGGCUGAGAAGCUGGCAGCUGAUGGCACAGUCAUGAACACCUUUGCCCACAAGUGCCAGCUGCCUGAGGACGUGGACCCCACAUCGGUGACCUCGGCCCUGAGGGAAGAUGGCAGCCUCACGAUCCGUGCACGGCGCCACCCGCACACAGAGCACGUCCAGCAGACCUUCCGGACAGAGAUAAAAAUCUGA